Messenger RNA from Spodoptera exigua (beet armyworm), 5618 nucleotides. NCBI's taxonomy places the organism in Eukaryota, Metazoa, Arthropoda, Insecta, Lepidoptera, Noctuidae. The record is from the annotation of a GenBank genome assembly.
CGCCGACCGCUCUCGGGAGAACAUAGGCGCACCGCGAACGAGCAGGGAGUCACCGAGCGCUGUUGCGAUGGCGCGAUGAAGACAGAAAGGCGCGCGGCGUUGUGGGCUCUGCUGUCCCUGUGCUGUGCCGCCCUCGCCGCGCCGCGCCGCCUCUACUGCGACCGCGCCGACGUCGCCUGGCGCGCCUACCGCGCGCCGGCCGCCUUCGAGGCGCGCGUCCAGUCGCUCGCCAAAGACGCUGCCACCGUGCAGAUCAAGCGCGUCUUCCGCCACCAGGGACACUGGCCGCACGAGAACGCCGUCAUCCGCCUCAAGCUGCCGCCCGACCACCUCGACUGCUCGGGUCGCUUCGAAGUGCCUCUGAAAAAUAGACGGAACUAUAUCGUGUUCGCCGAGAGGCGCGGCCACUCCGCCGUCGCCCUCGGCCCGCCCAUCAAGAGGACCGGCAAGUUGGUUAAGAGGAUUCGUGCUGUCUACAAGCCGGGUUACAGUAGCCCAGCACGCGUAGAACCAAUGCAGUCUGUGCGGACGACACGAGGCAACCGGGUGCGACUGGAGUGCAAGGCAAGCGCACGGCCACCCCCUCGCAUCUCAUGGUAUAAGGACGGAAAACCCGUCGCCGAUAUCGCGCUGAGGAGAUUCCGGGUGCAGAAUUUCAGGAGGCGCUCGGUACUAGUGAUAAGGCACGCGCGCAGUGAAGACUCCGCAUCGUACGAAUGCAGGGCACAGGGCGCUGUAGGCCCACCGGCCAUCGCCAGCGCUAACGUCAGCGUUCUACCUCCAGUCACAGCUGCGCCUGAUGACGCGACGACGCUGGGCUCGCCAUGUCCGAUGCCCGACCCGUCGUCAUACUGCCUCAAUGGAGGCACCUGUUUGUUCUUCGAAAUCGUUCAGGAACAAGCUUGCAAAUGUCCGGAAGGCUUCAACGGGCAGCGUUGCGAGAACAAGGAUAUUUCGAAUAGAAGCAGUAUGUCCCAUUCCUACACAUGUAAACUGGGCCUCUCGAUCACAUAUUACUGUUAGCCAGCGAAGCGCAGGCGCAUAACCCACCUCGUUCCAAUUUUAAAUUUAAAAUUUUUAGCUCGCGACUUUCCGACGCACUCGGCUGGACUGAGAAAACUUCUACGUUUUACGAGAUAUCUGCAUCUAUUUGUAGAUUAACAUAAUAUUUUUUUAAAUUAUCAAUGUUAAAUACGUUUUUAUAUGUUUCAUAAUUUAUACUAAUGGUAUCGCAAUUUUGUUUGGUAUGCUACCAUUUGUUUUAUGACUACAGUUUUAUAGUUUUCACAGCCCUAAAGCCCAGUGAUUCCAUCGCGAACGUUUGUAGGAAAAAAAAUACGAGAAUAAUGAUUGCAAAUACGAACUGUCACAAAUAUUGCGACAGUGUAUGCUGAAUACUUAGGAUUUAGUAGGCAGCCGUGCGUGGCAUUUGUAAAUAAUAAUUUAAUCAAUCUGUUUUUAUGAACCUCGAGUCUGAAAAUUGAUUUGAAUACGCUAACUUAUUCAUUUAUAUUUGUUAAUAUAUCUAUCACUCUAUAUACUUUUUUUAAUCAGCAACAUUUUAACUGCACGGAGCUUUAAAUUAUUUACGAGUACUUACACUAUAGCCCAAUGAGAUUUUACACUUUAUUUCCACUUAAUAACUAUAAUUAUUUUAUAAUUGAACUGAUUUUUCGUAACAUUUCACGAAUUUCAUCUUUUUUUCUUUCGUGAUAACAGUAAGUCUAUUGUAAGACUUGAAUAUUGUAUGUAUGAACUAUUGCAAAAUGUGUUAUUUCUUUAACAUUUUCCUAGAAGCGAUGACUUUUGCAAUCCAUUAUUUCUUCUGUUAUUGAAGAUGUAAAUAUUUUAAACAUUAUUUGUAAUAUUUGCAAUUUAUUAUUGUUAUUAUUAACUGUAAGGUUUGUGUACGGUUAAGCAACCGCACAUUGUACUUUGAUUUGGCCUAGUUAGAAUACUGCAAAUUAUGUUAAUUUAUAAUAAAAUAUAAGAUAGUCACGUACUCAAGUAGGCCAGUCUUCGGUAUAAUAUCGAGCUCGCGCAACAUUUAACAUUUUAACAUUUUUUAUAACAUUUUUAAUUAAUUUCUUUUUAUUUUAGUGCAUUUUCGUAUUAAAAUACCUUUUUAAACAUUAACAUUUAUUUUAUUAACAUCCAACAUUAACUGUAAGGGUUCAAGCCCUUACAUUUUGGUCCUUCGAGCCGUUAAGUGUAAAAUCAGUGCCGUGGUACGGUUUCACUCGCGGGAACAUUUGAACAUUAAACUCAGACAUUAAUCAGAACAUUCAACAGAACAUUACAAACAGUGUGAUCAGUGAUAAUCAGUGAGAGUACACAGAACGAGGUGAAGUAUAAGCAGCAGGCAGUAAGCAGCGAAUCCGGUGAGCACGUUCCAUAUUACCUAAAUUUCUAAAAUUUUGGAUUUGUGAACCGCGAAACAACAAUGUCUUCUUACGAUGCUUUACUUGACUCUCAAUCGGACAAUCUUAACGCUAUUAAACGUAUAAAUGAAAACUUUAAGAAAGAUAGUCCUACACGAAAAACCACUCUUGAGUAUCACGAUGAAAGACUUCAGAAGCUGGAGGAGUAUUGGAGUGACUUUAAAAACAACGACAUCCAAUUAGCCUUAUUUGAAGGCAAGAAGUCUGGACCUUAUUAUGAGAAUCGCGUUUACGAGCGCUUGGAACAAAUAUACGAAGAGACGAAGAGUAUGAUAAAUAAGUCGAAACAAAGAUUAUUGGCGAAAAUCGAAGACGAUAAAUUUACUUCGUUUACUCAGUUGCAACAACAAGAAGAAAGGUCGAGUGCUCAAGAGGUGGUUAAAGAACAACGGGAACGAGAAGAGGUCACAUAUGAUGUGAAGAACACGACGUCAAAUGAAGAGUUAGUCGUUGAUCAACGGACUAAAGAUAUGUUAAAUGAGCAGCGGUCAAACAUCAAGGCGUUUGAGCGAACAAUACGUAACAUGGACAUUGAAAAUUUGAAAGAAAAGUGGCAACUUGAAGAUAAAUUGAGGUCAGUUACGCAACGUUGGGAAAAAGUCGAUACGACGUAUUGGAAGCUGGAUAACAUAUUAGUCAACAUGCAAGCAUUUGAAAGUGAUUAUAACAGACUAGAAAGGCUGUAUGAAUUCAGUAAGGAACAAAUUAACAAGAAGAUUUGGGAGAACAAACACCAGGAAAAAUCCACGCCUCAAAUUGAACUACCGAUUUUCAGUGGCAGCUAUGCCCAGUGGACAACAUUUAAAGACUUGUUCGUGGAAAUCGUGCAUCGUAACACUUUUAUUUCUAACGCUCAAAAAAUGCAACAUUUAAAGGCAAAGUUAAAGGGAGAGCCCGAGCGAUUAAUACAGCACAUGAACAUUAGUGCUGACAACUACGAAGCCAGUUGGCGGAUUCUUCAGCAGAGGUACGACAAUAAGAGACUGUUAUUUACCUACCAAGCCAACAUGUUACUGAGUCUACCCAGCAUACAAACCCCAACGGCAUCACUACUGAAAAGAAUGCAUGACACAACCAUUGAGUGCCUUCAGGCUAUUCAGAACCUGAAAUAUGAUACUUCCAGUUGGGAUCCUUUAGUGGUUCACAUUUUAAUGCAAAAGCUAGACGCAGACACAUGCCAGUCCUUCAAAGAAUCCAUGGAAAAACCAAAGGAAAUGCCAUCAUUAAACGAGUUACUGAAAUUCAUCGAAACAAAGUUUAUGUCAAUGGAAUCGGGUGCAAAUCCGAACCGCCCGCGGAACUCUAACAGUCAACAGCAAAACACUCAGCCGAAAACAGUACAUAAUGCAACAUACAGCAAGCCUAAAGCGCAGCAACAGACCAGUCCAGGUGGAGCUAAGAACAUGCCGAGAACAUACCACAACAAACAAACAUCUCAUCAUUCUUUUAUAACUUGUCCUAAAUGUAAUAAGCAACACGGUCUCUAUAAUUGCAGAGAAUUUUUAAGUAUGUCACCAGACGAAAGGUUAAAAACCGCUAACAACCUACAUGUAUGUCUAAAUUGCCUGUUUAGUCAUAACGGCGAAAAAUGCACGUCGGAAAAAAGGUGCAAGCACUGCGAUGAGUCGCAUAGCAGCAUUUUACAUGACGCGAUUGGACUUGCGAAAUCGAAAACUAACAGAGUUAAUGUAGGUCAACAAGUAAACACGCAUUUAGCUCAUGACAACUCGAAUGAGGUAUUACUAGCCACUGCCCAGGUCAAGACAAUAGCCAAUGACGGAACUAUUGUCAUUUUACGCGCUUUAUUGGACCAGGGCUCUCAGGUCAGCAUCAUUACAGAAAAUGCUGCACAAAAAUUGCAGUUAAAACGGGAAAGGAUGAGCGCGGUGGUGUCAGGUGUUGGUGCUUCAGCCACCACCAACUGUAAAGGAGUGCUCCAUCUCAAAUGCCAAGCGAUAUACAACAAUUUUAACAUUAACAUUAAUGCGUUUAUUAUGAAGAAAAUAACAAACAAACUGCCAAGUAAGACAAUAAAUAAAGAUAGUUUUGAACAUUUACAACAUUUGCAACUCGCUGAUCCAGAUUUUAACAUAUCUCAGAAUAUAGAUUUACUAUUGGGAGCAGAGGUAUAUUCUGAAAUAUUGUUAGAGGGGCUACUAAAAACAAACACGUCAUCCGUUAUAGCACAACAAACACAUUUAGGCUGGAUAGUAUGUGGUAAUUACAAAACAUUUAAUUGCCAUGUAAUUGUCAACAACAUUCAGGAUCUUGCCCAAUUCUGGGAACAGGAGUCUUUGCAAGAAGAGAAAGAAGAUUUCGACCCAGACAACAAGUGCGAACAGCUGUACAAAGAGACAACAACGCGACUUCCUGAUGGACGAUACCAAGUUCGUCUCCCCCUCAAGGACAAUUUUAUUGAACAAUUAGGAACAUCGAAACCACAGGCCAUCGCUCAAUUUCAACAGCUAGAGCGAAGGAUGGUUAAAAACUGUGCGUUUGCAAAGAAUUAUAAGGCCUUUAUGGAAGAAUAUGAAGAAAUGGGUCACAUGGAGAAAGUCGUAAACAACACUGAGAACAACAACAUGGAAUAUUAUCUUCCACACCAUGGGGUAGUGCGGCCAGGUGCUAUCACAACGAAACUUAGAGUUGUGUUCAAUGCAUCGGCGAAAACAAGUUCAAAACGCAGUCUUAAUGACUUAAUGGAGGCAGGACCGAACCUACAAAAAGAUAUUUUUAGUAUCUUGCUGAAAUGGAGACAAUACAAAUAUGUCUUAACAUCAGACAUUGAAAAAAUGUAUCGAUUUAUAAUGGUGCAUCCAGAACAUCAACCUCUACAGAAAAUAGUGUGGAGGGAUUGUCCACAGCAACUGCUAAGAGAAUAUCAACUAUGUACAGUUACCUAUGGUACCAAGGCCGCUCCAUUCUUAGCACUCCGAACACUUCAACAGCUAGCAAAGGACGAAGGUGACAGGUACCCGGAGGCUAAAAACAUCCUACUCAACCAAUUUUUUGUAGAUGAUGCGUUAUUCGGAAAGGAUACCAUGGACGAGGUCCGAGAUACAAGAGACCAACUUAUACAGUUAUUAAAGGAAGGAGGGUUCAAUCUCAGAAAAUGGUCGAGUAACGAACGUCAACUGCUAGAAGAUCUGCCAGAACAUAUGAUUAGUCCAGUCAGUU